AUUGCUUCCAUUUACUGAUAAGUGUCUGUGUCAUCUCACAUCACAGACACUCUGGAGAGUGACUAGUGAGCGCUAAUCGCUUGAACAAAUAGCAUCGGCAGCCGCCGGUGGAUUACACGGCUUAAGAAGAUGGCCUCCCUGCGGCUUUACAUUUUGCUGUUUCUCAACAUUUGGUUUUACACCUCCGGCACGGAAGCUAAAGCACCUUCCCGUCCGGUUCAGCCGUACCACUACGAUUACAGCCGCAUCCAGGAAACGGACCAGGCGUGGAAAUGCUGGAAGGAAGGCUACAGACCACCACCGGCAACUUCCAACAAAAUCCACGAGCAAGGCAACGGUACGGUGGCGGAAAUCGAACGUAUCCUGCGCUUCGAUCAAUCCAACACGGUCCUCUUCCUGUUCACCAGCAACUCGGACAACCAGAAUCUUCACACGACGUUCACAGUUGAGCGUAACAAGCUCGUCCGCCUAUCGCUGGAUAAUGCGGGAUUGGAGCGAUUGGAGCUGACGCUCCUCGGUCGUGAGAAUGACUGCCGUUUGGCGGACCUGUCCGUGCCGCGCAAUCGGUUGCGCGAUCUUCCCACCGGAGUGGAGCGACUGACUGCGCUUCGAAAGCUCGACUACAGCUACAACCUGCUGGAGGAGUUCAAGCUGGAUCGUUUGGCGAAUGCGGCGGGGCUGAAGCAACUGCUGCUGAGCCACAACCGAUUGGAGCGCUUCGUGGCGACGGAGCAGGUGAAUUUGGCAGCGCUGCACAAGCUAGACCUGUCGAACAAUAGGCUGCGGGCGCUGGAUGCGUCGUACUGGACGAUGCCCCAGCUAGAAACGUUUCACGUCGAUAAUAAUCGGCACCUGACGGUGAUUGACGGCUGGACGCGGGCAAAGUUUCCACUGGUGAAGGGUUUCGAUCCGGCCGGUACGAACAAUUGGAACCAAACGUGGCUCAAGUCUGUGCAGUAAGGAUUCGUGAGGAUACUCCAUUGAUAUAAGGACGGUAUGAGUUCUAUAGAAUAACUUCCGCUACGCUAUGUGGAGCUCUCUUUGUGCUACGGCUUUGUUGCGUAGCUACACGAAUAAAAGGUUCCUGUCAUAA
This is a messenger RNA of Anopheles merus, 1093 nucleotides long. RefSeq names its product adenylate cyclase-like. Gene Ontology annotation, molecular function: protein binding. The transcript is spliced from 2 exons. The record is from RefSeq and is a predicted model, not a curated record. Bases 130 to 960 code for a protein of 276 amino acids. Lineage: Eukaryota; Metazoa; Arthropoda; Insecta; Diptera; Culicidae.